Molecule: messenger RNA, 1113 nt
Organism: Rodentolepis nana
Lineage: Eukaryota; Metazoa; Platyhelminthes; Cestoda; Cyclophyllidea; Hymenolepididae
Source: the annotation of a GenBank genome assembly
AUGGAGCGGUAUUCGAUGGUAUACCCCGGGUCUAGUAUUCUCUGUAAAAAUAAAUGCGGGUAUUAUGGAAAUCCUUCCUGGAACAAUUAUUGUUCCAGAUGUUAUCGAGAGUCUCAAAAUAAGUCCGAUUUGUAUGCACGUAAAGCUCGCGAGUUAUCCCAAACUUCCUCGAGAGCUUUCGCUAAUUUCGAGGCUAAACGCAAGAAAGUAGCGAGAAAGAGUUCUGGAACAAUUAGAAACAUUCUCAAAAUACAGAAAAAUCACAAUAAACUUGAAUCUGGCAUCUCGGAGGAGGCUUUACAGGCUCGAACAGAUUUCUACAAGACGCUGAAAUCCUGGCGAUCUACUGUUGAGGCUGAUGUAAGCCGACAAAUUGACAAAAUGCUGAAGGACCUCGAGUCAAAGGACUUUUCCGAUAUUAAUAAAUUCUCUGAAACUGUCAAGGACUUUUACCAAUCCAUGGCUCUUCGUGUAUACGGUAAUAAUAUUUAUCAGGCCGGAACAACUGAACAAAAAGAAAGCCUCCUGAAUUCAAUCGAACGCUUCCUUUCCGUGUGGAUUUAUCCUUGGGCUUUCACUCCAUCAAAUACGGACGAUGAAGAAAUUGACUUGAAACUUCAAGAUCGCAUUCGUUCAUUUCAUUGGAUCUCUCACAAACAUCUUGAUGCCCCUAUUGAUCCCUACUCUCCUCAACAAUCUCGUCAUCUUGAAAGCGCCAUUUUACGUAGGUUCGGUUUAAUAGAACUUUGUUGGUAUACCUACACUCUCUUUGCUAAUUUAAUAAGACAAAACGAAGUUCUGCCGACGGAAGCUAAAUUAGAUCAAAUCGUUGACUGCUGUCAUGAAAUCAUGAAGGCCCUUAAGUUGGAGACCGAUGAAGCAUCUAGAUCGUCACCCUUGACGAAGGCCUCCGAUCGGCAAAGUCAGGGCAACCCAAAUGACUAUGGCGAAACCGCUGCGGACGCCUUUUUCCCUUCCCUUAUUUGGGUUGUUCUGCGAGCUAACCCUCCUCUUCUGCAUUCUAACCUCCAAUUCAUUACAAGGUUUGCUAACAAUAAUCGAGUCAGUGCUGGAGAACCGGCCUACUUCUUUACCCAUCUGGUUAGUUUGUAA